AGAAGUCUUAAGGUAUACUGUGUUCAGUCAGUCUGCUUCAAGUGUAUUACUUGAGUUUAUUCCAAUCUAACUGUUUCACGAGAGCGGAUUGCACAAUGCAAGCCAAUGGCCAAACGCCUAAAGUGUACGACAACAUCCUGCAGUGCAUCGGAAACACGCCGCUCGUGAAAUUUAACCGAAUACCCGAUAGUUACGGCCUGGAAUGUGAUCUAUAUGCAAAAUGCGAGUUCCUAAAUCCAGGAGGCUCGCUAAAAGACCGAAUCGCGCAUGCUAUGGUUAAUGACGCCACCAAGACAGGCCGCAUCCAGCUCGGCACCAGACUAGUGGAGCCCACGUCUGGCAACACCGGCAUCGGAGUGUCCCUCACUGCUGCGGUUUCUGGCAUCAAAUGCACUAUAGUGACUCCUGAUAAGAAUUCGGAUGAGAAAAUGAGUACGAUGCACCUGCUUGGCGCGGAAAUCGUACAGACCCCAGCGAUGGCCCACAUUGAUGACCCUGACAACUUCAUGAACGUCACCAAGAAGAUAUUGGAGGAAGAUCACAAGGCUAUUUCUAUGAAUCAGUAUUCGAACCCAAUGAACCCGCUGACGCAUUACGACUACACUGCCGAGGAGAUCAUAGACGCCCUGGGCACUGUGGACAUGCUCGUGAUGGGCGCCGGCACCGGAGGGACGGUCACUGGCAUCGGCCGCAAGCUCAAGGAGAAAUUACCCAACUGCAUCAUCAUUACCGUAGACCCUGAAGGGUCCAUCAUUUACGGGGAAGGCGAGCCAAAAUUAUAUUAUGUUGAGGGCAUCGGGGGAGAUUUCAUCCCGGAAGUGUUAGAUAAAAGAACGAUCGAUAGAUGUAUUAAAACCAACGAUAAGGAGGCAUUUAACAUGGCAAGGGAGAUUAUUAAAAAAGAAGGAUUGUUAUGCGGAGGAAGUAGUGGGUCCAUAACGUAUGCAGCGAUAAAAGCUGCUAAGGAAUACAAGCUCGGUCACGGCAAGAAAGUAGUUGUGAUACUUCCAGACGGAAUCCGCAACUACAUGACGAAGUUCGUGUGCGACCAGUGGAUGGAGGCUCAUCUGUUUAAGGAACCACCUGAGAGAGAUUACCCGUGGUGGAACAGAUUUAUUUCUAACUUAAAUUUCGAUUCCUCGAUACCAUCUGUUACGGAAAACAGGACAUGCAAGGAUGCUCUGAAAGCGAUGGGAGUGAAAAGCCAGCUGGCUUUCGUCGUAAACAGCGAUGGAUUCCUCCAAGGUGUUGUUUCCAAGGAUAGUUUAAGAUCUGAAGCCACAAACCCUAAGCACAAGGGUCCUAUCGAUUUGAACGAGGUGGUCAUCAAGCAUGUAAUGAAGAAACAUUACGUGAUAGCCGAGAACAAAGGCACCCCGACCGUGGGCCUGGCGUCCAGGAUGCUCGACAUAGCACCCUUCAUAGUCGUCGUCGAGGAAUAUGCUAAGGGAGACAAGAAAGUUCAAAUACCGAAAGGCAUUUUGACAUCUGACAUCGUUCUGGACUAUAUCAUCAAGCAUCAAGACCACAUCUAGAAAACCGAAGAAAGACAUCAGUUCAAAAUGGAACAAAAAAAGAAGAAAUGAAGAAUUUCUUAUCAUAGAUCUAUUUAUUGCAAAUAUUUUACCUAUUAUAACUUAAUAUUGUCAGGUAUAUGAUUAAAUACAAUGUACCUACAUAUUUUAAUAUCUGAAUAAAAGUACAAAAUAAAGCAAAAACUCAAA
Trichoplusia ni (cabbage looper) is the source of this 1724-nucleotide messenger RNA. RefSeq names its product cystathionine beta-synthase-like. Bases 96 to 1535 code for a protein of 479 amino acids. The record is from RefSeq and is a predicted model, not a curated record. Gene Ontology annotation, cellular component: cytoplasm. The transcript has 10 exons. Gene Ontology annotation, molecular function: cysteine synthase activity; cystathionine beta-synthase activity. Lineage: Eukaryota; Metazoa; Arthropoda; Insecta; Lepidoptera; Noctuidae.